Dioszegia hungarica is the source of this 537-nucleotide messenger RNA. RefSeq lists its product as uncharacterized. NCBI's taxonomy places the organism in Eukaryota, Fungi, Basidiomycota, Tremellomycetes, Tremellales, Bulleribasidiaceae. The record is from RefSeq and is a predicted model, not a curated record. The coding region runs from base 1 to 537 and encodes 178 amino acids. The transcript is spliced from 2 exons.
AUGCGAUCAAGCAGCACCUUUGCCCUCUUCUCUGCCUUCCUGAUCGCCCAUCUCGCCUCAGCCUCGCCCAUCCUAGAUGUCCGCGACGGCUCAGGCUUCAAGAUUACGAUCAACUACAAGGGCGACGUAUAUAUCGCAGGCAGCAAGUCUUACUCGAACAAUACCCCAGGCUUGCCAUGGCCCAAGAGCAUCUUCGACGGCGACAAUCAGAGCGUGACUAUCGUGGGUGUGGGCGAGAACGACGAUCCGGCCAGCCAGGGGGUCCCCAAGGAGCCCAGCCCGAUCACCAAGCUGAUGUUCUGGUAUUUCGGUACGGAUACCAAGUCGGCUGCUUCCAACACCAAAGCCAGACGAUAUGGCAAGUGUACGCUACAGCUUGUCGAUACGGAGAAGAAGAAGAUGCAGGGUGACGCAGUGUUUGAUCUCUCCCCUGAAGACAUCGCAGCGGCUGUGCGCGGGAAUCAGGCGUAUUACAAGAGCUUUGUCGAUAAGAAUGUCGAUAUGCGGUGUACGGACGUGGAUGAUGUGGCACAGUGA